Blastomyces gilchristii SLH14081 is the source of this 1358-nucleotide messenger RNA. RefSeq lists its product as uncharacterized. The coding region runs from base 17 to 1201 and encodes 394 amino acids. Lineage: Eukaryota; Fungi; Ascomycota; Eurotiomycetes; Onygenales; Ajellomycetaceae. The transcript has a single exon. Gene Ontology annotation, cellular component: endoplasmic reticulum; Dsc E3 ubiquitin ligase complex. Gene Ontology annotation, molecular function: protein binding. Gene Ontology annotation, biological process: protein processing. The record is from RefSeq and is a predicted model, not a curated record.
CGAAACGAAACAAACAAUGACAGACCACUUCUCCCUCCUGAGUCUCACAAUCCGCUUCUCCUCCUCAAUCCCAGACGUUCUCCUCGAAAUCCCCGACCCAGCCCACCUGACAGCCGCAGGCCUCAAACAGCUCAUACGCCAACGACUCCCGCAUGAUCUCUCCACACACCGCCUCCGCCUCAUAUAUGCCGGCAAAGCUCUCGACGAUGCCUCCUCGCUCGCCUCCUCGCUAAACAUCGCCGCUACCCUACCUAGGAUUAGGGAUGAGAUCACCUCGUUCCCGGUACCGGAUUCCUUCUCUCGCGCAGGAGAUGGAAGGGGUGGUGGUGGUAAUGGGAGUGGGAAAGACAAGGGCAAAGCACCCGUGCGGGACCCCCCCGCGCCACGACUACGGACCUACAUUCACUGCUCGAUUGGUGAUAUUAUCCUCUCCCCAAAGGAGUUAGAGGCUGAGGCGCAGCUGGCGCGUGUAGCGGAGGAAAAUGAUAGUGCAAAAUGGGAAGGCAAGGGGUCGGACGGGUCAUCCACUCGGCUAAAACCUUCGUCUGCCGCUUCAUCCUCCGCCUCCGCCUCCGCCUCUGCCUCCGCCUCCAACAUCCUACCCCCACCACGAUCGUCGACAUCGGGCAGUUUUGCAACUUCUACUUCCGCAACCGCACCACGUGGUACCACCUCGCUCUCGCUUUCGCCCUCCUCCGCUACUGAUCACGUCCAAUCUUCAUUAACCGCCAGCCGCCCACCACCCAACGCGCCCGGUCCCAGGGGCUUCGACCGCCUGCUAGAUGCAGGCUUCACAGCGGCAGAAGUCUCCGCGCUGCGCUCGCAGUUUCUCGCCCUCCAGUCACUCUCGCAUACGCCGGAUACGAUGCCGUCCGGCGCAGAGCUACGACGGCUAGAAGAUAUAUGGAUGGACGAGGGAGGUUCUGCGGGCUCUGUGGAAGGAGAAGGUGGCGGCGGCGCGGGGGCGGUUGGGGGCGGUGGUAGUGCGGGGAUUGCCAAUUAUGGAGUCGGCUCAACGUCGGGGGCGGCGGGGCCACUGGAUGAUAUGUUGUGGGGAUCUGUGAUGGGGUUCUUUUGGCCUGUGGGGUGUGGGCUGUGGUUGUUGAGGGAGCAAGGGGUUUGGAGUUGGAGGAAAGGGUUGGCGGUUUUUGUGGGGAUUGUGGUUAAUUUCGGCUUUGGGGUUGUGAGGUUUUUGAAUUGAGGGUCGUUGAAUUGCAUUAUGUUUAUCCGUAAAUGUUUUUUGGUUUUGUGUUUUAUAGCGCUUUUGUUUAAUCCCUUUGGUUUUGGCUGGAGCCAUGACUGGAUAUGUACUCCGUAGAUGAUAGAUGAUAAAGCAUUAGAUACCCACGCAUCUAGCA